Coregonus sp. 'balchen' is the source of this 3224-nucleotide messenger RNA. Lineage: Eukaryota; Metazoa; Chordata; Actinopteri; Salmoniformes; Salmonidae. The record is from the annotation of a GenBank genome assembly.
GACCAUCAGAAAUUUGAGAAGAAGUACAACGCUGAAUUGGUGAAGGGGGGCGUAUCGAAGGAGACCAAGUUUGAAUAUGCAUGGUGUCUGAUCCGAAGCAAGUAUUCAGACGACAUCAAGAAAGGAAUCGUAUUGCUGGAAGGUGGGUAGCCUACAGUAUUUCUGUACUCAGAAGAUAAUGAGAUAUCCUUACAAAUGCCUCUCAUAAAAUAGCGAUGUACAGUGCCUUCGGAAAGUAUUCAGACCCCUUGACUCUUUCCACAUUUUGUUAUGUUACAGCCUUAUUCUAAAAUGGAUUAAAUAAAAACAAAUCCUCAGAAAUCUACACACAAUACCCCAUAAUGACAAAGCAAAAACAGGUUUUUAGAAAUGUAUGCAAAUGAAUAAAAAAUAUAAAAACAAAUACCUUAUUUACAUAAGUAUUCAGACCCUUUGCUAUGAGGCUUGAAAUUGAGCUCAGGUGCAUCCUGUUUCCAUUGAUCAUCCUUGAGAUGUUUCUACAACUUGAUUGGAGUCCACCUGUGGUAAAUUCAUUUGAUUGGACAUGAUUUUUGGAAAGGCACACACCUGUCUAUAUAAUUUCCCACAUUUGACAGUGCAUCUCAGAGCAAAAACCAAGCCACGAGGUCGAAGGAAUUGUCCGUAGAGCUCCGGGACAGGAUUGUGUCGAGGCGCAGAUCUGGAGAAGGGUACCAAAACAUUUCUGCAGCAUUGAAGAUCCCCAAGAAAACAGUGGCCUCCAUCAUUCUUAAAUGGAAGAAGUUUGGAACCACCAAGACUCUUCCUAGAGCUGGCCGCCCGGCCAAACUGAGCAAUCGGGGGAGAAGGGCCUUGGUCAGGGACGUGACCAAGAACCCGAUGGUCACUCUGAAAGAGCUCCAGAGUUCCUCUGUGGAGAUGAGAGAACCUUCCAGAAGGACAACCAUCUCUGCUGCACUCCACCAUUCAGGCCUUUAUCGUAGAGUGGUCAGACGGAAGCCACUCCUCAGUAAAAGGCACAUGACAGCUCGCUUGGAGUUUGCCAAUAGGCAUCUAAAGACUCUCAGACCAUGAGAAACAAGAUUCUCUGAUCUGAUGAAAUCAAGAUUGAACUCUUCGGCCUGAAUGCCAAUCGUCACUUCUGGAGGAAACCUGGCACCAUCCCUACGGUGAAGCUUGGUGGUGGCAGCAUCAUGCUGUGGGGAUGUUUUUCAGUGGCAGGGACUGGAAGACUAGUCAGGAUCGAGGCAAAGAUGAAUGGAGCAAAGUACAGAGAGAUCCUUGAUGAAAACCUGCUCCACAGUGCUCAGGACCUCAGACUGGGGCAAAGGUUCACCUUCCAACAGGAUAACGACCCUAAGCACACACCUGAGCACAUAGACAAGACAAUGCAGGAGUGGCUUCGGGACAAAUCUCUGAAUGCCCUUGAGUGGCCCAGCCAGAGCCCUGACAUGAACCUGAUCAAAGAGAGACCUGAAAAUAGCUGUGGAGCGACGCUCCCCAUCCAACCUGACAGAGCUUGAGAGGAUCUGCAGAGAAGAAUUGGAGAAACUCUCCAAAUACAGGUGUGCCAAGCUUGUAGCGUCAUACCCAAGAAGACUCAAGGCUGUAAUCACUGCCAAAGGUGCUUCAACAAAGUACUGAGUAAAGGGUCUGAAUACUUAUGUAAAUGUGAUACUUUUUAUUUUUAAUAAAUUAGCAAAAAUUGGGUGUUGUGUGUAGAUUUUAUGAGAAAAAAAACAAUUGAAUCAAUUUUAGACUUAACCUACCAAAAUGUGGAAAAAGUCAAGGGGUCUGAAUACUUUCCGAAGGCACUGUACAUGAGUGAUUGGAUUUCCAUCUUUUUGGAAUGAAAUGCUGACAUAAUGCAACGUAAAAUGCAUUGGCCUACUUAACCCGCCUAUAAUAAUGUUACUGGGACUGUUGCUCAAUUUGUUUUAUAGAGCUGGUUGACAAGGGAUCAAAGGACGAUGCCAGAGACUUCCUGUUCUACCUAGCUGUGGCCAACUACAAACUUAAGGUGACGUUCACUCUACUACUAUAUUACCCCCAGGUUUUAAGAGUUAACUUAUUGUAAUGAAAUAGAUUACUCUGUCUCCCAUCUCUCUUGAGUUGAUUGCGGAAGAUAUCAUUGCACCUCUUACUCAAUUGUAUCUCUCUCUCUCUCACUCCAUCUCUCUCUAUCGCUCCAUAUAUCUCUUUAUCAGCACAGGAUUAUGAGAAAGCGCUGAAGUACAUCCGCACUCUCCUGAAGAAUGAACCUGGGAACAAACAAGCCUUGGAGCUGGAAAAGCUCAUAGACAAGGCUCUAAAGAAAGGUCAGUGGCGAAGAACAGGGAGCAUAUAUGAAGGCUGGGUCUCAACAGGGAGUAUCCCCCCCCCCCCCCCCCCCCCAUAAAAAAAAAAAAAAGAAAUAGGGUGGUUGUCCAACUGCCUAUCAUAUGUUGAAUGCACCAGUUUGUAAGUCGCUCUGGAUAAGAGCGUCUGCUAAAUGACUUAAAUGUAAAAAAUCUAUCAAGGCUGUGUCGCAAUAGUUCUAAUUUGAAUCAUUUCCUUGUCUCCUUUCCUCCAUGAUCACUGAUGUGGCAGGACAUGAUGGUAGAAGCUGGAUAGGUAUAAGUAAAAGGGCAAUGUUAGUGUUUUGACGUUCACUUUUUUCCACACAGAUGGCUUGGUCGGCAUGGCGAUCGUCGGGGGAAUCGGCCUGGGCGUGGCCGGAUUAGCAGGCCUCAUCGGAUUGGCUGUGUCAAAGGGUCAUGGUCCAAGGUCCUAAUAUGGAGUGGGGAGGGCCUUAGCUUUACUAACACACCUCAAAGAAAGACUGACGACACGCAUUCUCUAAACUUCUCCCCCAUAACAAAUUCAACUAAGGUUGGAAAUGGCUGGCGUUUCCAAAGACGAGAACAUCUCCCAAAAACACUUCACUCAUAUUGUCCAUGGAAUAAUGUUUGGAUAUUGGUUUCUGAUAAUAGCCUUCAUUUCACUUAAAUUGUCUUUGUAUUUUAACAGGUGUUUUGAUUCCAGUGAAUUUGACAAUGUAUAUUCAUACAGCAGUAUAUUGUGCAAUUUGUUUUCUUCCAUAUUAUACUUUGUAAAUAAAGUUGAUGAAACAUGUAGCUGAAUGGAAUGUCAUUUCUUGACUUACUGCCCUCAGUAUGUUAAUUAGCAUGCCUCCUGAGCAAAUAAUUUCCAAGUUAGCAUUUAAGCAUGUGGUGGAUUUUGUAAUUGACUUCUUUAUAAAAGUG